AUAAUAACUGAUCUUUUUUAAAUUGACUAAAAAUUUCGCAAACCAAACGAUUCUUAUUCAUUUGCAUGCGAGGCAAAAGGCACAACUUUAUCAACUUAUUCCUUUCUUGUACCAUUUAUAUGUUGCAUAUUCUCUCCGUUUUAUAGUUGGCACGAACUUCUUCCCACAAAAUCCUUCCGCGCAGCCUCUCUCUCGACGGUCCGAUCAGCGGCAUCAGCCCUUAAUCAAUGGCCAAAACCGCGCCAUCACCCUCAACCUCUCGCGUCCUCAUCAUCCUCUUCCUCCUCCUGAGCACCGCACCGAAGCCCUCCCAUUCCCUCUCCUACUCAUCGUACCGAACCCUGGUCUCCCUCGCCCACUCGCUCAUGACGCGCGUGGCCAACCUCCGCGCCUCCCGCGGCGACAUCUCGGGCUCGCACCGGGCCAGGCUCUUCGCCCAAUACCUCGAGCGCGGCCUCGGCCUGGGCUUCUUGGGGUUCGCGCGGUCCGUGGGCUGGGACUACCUCAAGAACUACGCGUGGAGGGACAUGAACUACGCAGAUCUGUACGGCGCCGUUUCGGACGCCAACAAGCUGCUGAGUUCUCUGGGCGAGCUUACACGCUUGGGCUCGGACGCCGCGAGGGCCGCCUGGGUCGGACGGAAUUACCAAAAUUUCCUCGGAAUCUCAAACUCUCUCUUCCAAAGUCUCCUCAAAGUGUUUCGUCAACCGGGUGCACUAAGGGAAGUGGUGGAGACGGUGCAGAUAGAGGUGGCGGAGGGUGGGUUACUGAGGGACUGCCUUGAAGUGGGGGGGAAUGAUAUGAAGGGAUUGCUUCAGAUUUUCAGAGAAUGGGCUUUACAAUUCUAUUCGACCUCUGGUGAUGAUCAGCGUGAUGAUCUAUGACACUCCCAUGGGAUUCCCCACACCAUACAAUUUCUUUUCUUCAUUUUAUUUUAUUAGUAGAAUAUGGAAAAUAGGGUAAAAGAUUGUGAUCACAU
Molecule: messenger RNA, 979 nt
Organism: Corylus avellana
Lineage: Eukaryota; Viridiplantae; Streptophyta; Magnoliopsida; Fagales; Betulaceae
Source: RefSeq, a predicted model, not a curated record